AUGCUAUUGAAAGGUUUUAUGUUGUCUUUAGUAUUAUAUGCAGUUUACCAUUUAGCAUCGAAUGGUGGGCAAUUCCUGUUUGAUUUUUCAGGUCACUCGAAAUGGGAAAGAGCUCAACUGGAAGUACGUCAAGCCAUGUUGGAUUCAUGGCAUACUUAUGAAAAGUAUGGGUGGGGUUAUGAUGUUUAUCAUCCAAUUAAACAAGAAGGAGAAAAUAUGGGUCCAAAACCAUUGGGAUGGAUGAUUGUAGAUUCUUUGGACACUUUGAUGAUUAUGGAUUGUCCUGAAGAAGUUAGUCGAGCUAGAGAUUGGAUCAAGAAUGAUUUGGAUUACACCUUUGAUUAUAAUGUUAACACAUUCGAAACCACCAUUAGAAUGCUUGGUGGGUUAUUAUCAGCCUAUCAUUUUAGCAAUGACGAUGUCUAUUUAGAUAAAGCAGUACAAUUAGCAAAUGCAUUACAUGGUGCCUAUGAUAGUCCAUCAGGAAUACCAUAUCUGUCGGUCAAUUUGAAAUCAGGCAAAGGUAUAAAGAAUCAUGUUGAUAAUGGUGCAUCAUCUACUGCUGAAGCUGCGACUGUUCAAUUGGAAAUGAAGUAUUUGUCCAAAUUGACAGGAGAAAUUUUGUGGUGGAAUUUGGCAGAAAAAGUAAUGCAAGUUUUGGAAAGUAAUAAACCUCAAGAUGGCUUGGUGCCAAUUUACGUCAACCCUGACACUGGUAAAUAUCAAGGUCAUUUGAUCAGAUUGGGAUCACGUGGAGAUUCUUAUUAUGAAUAUUUGUUGAAGCAAUACUUGCAAACAAAUAAGCAAGAGCUUGUGUAUUGGGAUAUGUAUCGUGAAUCGGUUGAAGGUGUUAAGAAACAUCUUGUUAGUGAUUCUUAUCCUUCGGGAUUGACAUUUGUUGGUGAAUUAGAUAAUGGAAUUGGUGGUAGGCUUUCAACCAAGAUGGAUCAUUUAGUUUGUUUUUACGGUGGAUUGUUAGCUCUUGGUGCUACUGGAGGGUUGACAUUAAAUGAAGCCCAAAGCUUAAAAUCGUGGAAUGAGGAAAGGGAAGCCGACUUUAAACUUGGUGAAGAGUUGACUUAUACUUGUUAUAAAAUGUACCACGAUGUUACACCAACUGGAUUGUCACCAGAAAUUGUUGUUUUUAAUGAAGACACUUCAAAAUCUAAAGAUUUUACUAUUAAACCUAUGGACAGACAUAAUUUGCAACGUCCUGAAACGGUUGAAUCGUUGUUUUAUCUUUAUAGAUUAACUGGUAAUGUCAAAUAUCGUGAAAUGGGAUAUGAGAUUUUCCAAAAUUUCAUCAAAUACACUAAGGUUGUUAAUUCAGAAGGUGAAGUUUCUUUUGCCUCACUUUCCGAUGUCACUUCAUUAGACUCCAAUGGUUUACCUAAAUUUAAAGAUAAUACUGAAUCAUUCUGGUGGGCAGAAACUUUGAAAUAUUUGUAUCUUUUGUUUGAUGAUAACAAUAAGAUUCCAUUAACUGAAUAUGUCUUUAACACUGAAGCACAUCCAUUCCCUAGAUUUGAUACUAAUGAUUAUUUUAAAACUGGUUGGAGAAGAAAGAUUGAUGAGAAUGAAAAGGCACAAAUGAGAGAAUCAAAAGUUAUUGAUAAAAGUCAUCUUCCGGAAGCUCAACCAGUUGAUAAAUCUGCUGAUCAAGAAGCUAAAGAGAUUAUUGAAGAAAUUGCUGGGUAA
This is a messenger RNA of Candida dubliniensis CD36, 1698 nucleotides long. It is a transcript of the gene MNS1, whose product is annotated as mannosyl-oligosaccharide 1,2-alpha-mannosidase. NCBI's taxonomy places the organism in Eukaryota, Fungi, Ascomycota, Pichiomycetes, Serinales, Debaryomycetaceae. The record is from RefSeq and is a predicted model, not a curated record. Gene Ontology annotation, cellular component: endoplasmic reticulum; membrane. The coding region runs from base 1 to 1698 and encodes 565 amino acids. Gene Ontology annotation, biological process: carbohydrate metabolic process; N-glycan processing. Gene Ontology annotation, molecular function: mannosyl-oligosaccharide 1,2-alpha-mannosidase activity; calcium ion binding. The transcript has a single exon.